Molecule: messenger RNA, 960 nt
Organism: Lichtheimia ornata
Lineage: Eukaryota; Fungi; Mucoromycota; Mucoromycetes; Mucorales; Lichtheimiaceae
Product: purine nucleoside phosphorylase I, inosine and guanosine-specific
Exons: 2
Coding region: 1-960 (319 amino acids)
Biological process (GO): nucleoside metabolic process
Cellular component (GO): cytoplasm
Molecular function (GO): purine-nucleoside phosphorylase activity
Source: RefSeq, a predicted model, not a curated record
AUGACAGCCACUAUCACUGAAGCCACUUACACCUCCACUGCAGAGUACCUCAAGCAACGUAUCCCCGAGCACUUCAAGAACGCUCGUCUUGGCAUCAUUUGCGGAUCUGGUCUUGGUGGUCUUGUUGACACUAUCGAGCAAUCGUCCAAGAUUGAAAUUCCUUACAAUGAGAUUCCUGGCUUUGUUACUAGCACUGUGGCUGGUCACUCUGGCAAGAUGGUGUGGGGCUACUUGGGUGAAUCACGUACGCCUACUAUCUUCAUGGUGGGUCGUUGCCACUUUUAUGAAGGCUACAGUGUCCAAGAAUGCACUUUCCCUGUUCGCGUCAUGAAGCUUUUGGGUGUCGAGGUCCUUGUUGUUACCAAUGCAUGUGGUGCCCUGAACCCAUCCUUCAAGGUCGGCGAUGUGAUGAUCAUCAACGAUCACUUGUCAAUGGCAUCUCUUGUUGCUCAAAACCCAUUGAGAGGUCCCAACAUUGAAGCAUUUGGUCCACGUUUCCCUGCCGUAUCGGAUGCAUACACUUAUGCCUUGCGCAAGCUUGCUUUCAAGGCUGCCUUUGAGACUGGUAUCAACAAGGAUGAUAUUCACGAGGGUGUUUACGGCUAUACCUCUGGUCCUCAAUAUGAGACUCGUUGUGAAGCUCGUUUCUUGGCUUCCAUUGGUGCUGAUACCGUUGGUAUGUCCACUGUUCAUGAGGUGUUGGUGGCCCGUCAUGCUGGCAUGAAGGUUUUGGGUAUUUCUCUCAUCACCAACCCCGUCGUCACUGCAAGAGGAAAGGAUGCCAAGAAGGAAGUUAUGAAUGAAAUGGGUCUUGAUUCAGUGGUGGAUGAUGGCAUUGAUACCGAUCUUAUGACUGCCAACCAUGAAGAGGUCUUGGAAACUAGCGCACGAAGAGCUGAAGACAUGCAACGUAUGGUCAAGCGAUUUGCUGAUAUCUGGGCAAAGGAGAACAGCCAGUAA